AUGUAUUUCGCCAACGAGGUAAGGACAAGAAAAACCCUCCUUUUUAAUGAGAGUUCAGUCACAUCUUCGAGUAACGCCGCACGAUCAUUUAUCGUUUUAUAGCUAUAGACAUGUUCACGACUCUAUUUUCUUACUUACUUAGGUGGAUUUUCAUUAUGUAAAAAGUUGAUAAAUUGCUAUCUAAAAAAAUAUUAUAUUUUGACGAGCGGCAGUCUGUGCCGUUGUUUACGGACUUCACGCGUACGUGACUUAUGCUUUCACGGUCAAUUUGCCGAUUUGUGAAAACACUAUGUAAAUUACCGUGUUGAAUUCUGUUGAGUAUAGUUUUGACUACAGCUUUGUAAAGUAGCUGGCGUUUUUUGUCCAAAAGAAACAAGAACUGGAAAAAAUGUGUACAUAGUGAUCGGUAUUUUGAACGCCAAUACUGCUAUCCAUGAUGUUUAGGUCACGCACUUUCAGUUUUGAAAACAGGACAAUAGCGACCAGGAUGAACUAUAAAUUUCAAAGAAAUAACUUGUAAGUUUAUUUUUAUAUUCAGUUUUAAAUCUAAAGCUAAAUUUAAUGAUGUGCAAAUCUCCCACAUGGGAUAUAUGUGUAAUUUGUUGAAAGUAUCGAUCUUGUCAACAUUUGAAGCCAGUUCAUUGUUUUCAUGCAGUGGACAUCGUAUCCCGGAAGCUGGUCAGCUGGCUGGUGGACUAUUGACUAGAGUUGCUGCUAAAUCUGAUACCGUCCAAAGUCGAAGGGAUAACAUAUUUAAAAGUUCCUUGCGUUUCAUUUCCCAUUUACGCUCGCAAAAACCUGGUUUACAGAAAUAAAAUUUUCUGACUCGACCGCACCCAAAUGUCUCUAAAUAAAGUACCUUUAAAAUAAAUAACAACUUUUUGGCAUCAUUUGAUACUAUUACGGUAAUGCAGUGAAGAGGGCGGCCGGUGGAGAGUUGAAAAAGUAAUAUUCAAAACUGGUUGUGGGAUGCGGUGUAGAUGGAAUGUUUAGACUUUCGCAUAUAUCAGUUUCACGGUUUAGAGCGGAAUGUCUGAUCGAUCUGACAUCCUGCCUCGCUUCAUCACGUAGAUACCCACCCGGAAAUAAAUAAUUUUAAAAGGUGCCGCGAAAGCAGCUGUUGCGUUUAUUUUCGUGUAAUUUUAAUUAUAAGAUUAUCUUGCAAGGUUAAUCCAGAGUUACUAUUUUGUGAUACAGGCCCAUGAUCUCGGUCUCUUCUAAACUAAAACAGCCGAAAAACAGCCACAUUGAGUAAAACGACAUUCUGUCCCCACCCCUCCGUACUUGACUUUAAAAAUGCUCCUCGAUCCUCUCACGUGACUUCUGUGAGUGAGUAAACAUGGCGGAAGAGGAGAGUAUUUUUCAUCCAAAACCAGUUAUUUUUAACCUUCAUCAUUUGAGGAAGUGAAAACAAGUUUGGUCGUGCUGGCGGAAUACCGAUAUCUCCUUGUGCAAUGGAGGUCUGUGAGCAUAAUUGCUGCAUUUUUUAGGUUUAAAUUCCACUGCUUGGCGAAAGAAAUCGAUUUGGACUGUUCAUUUUAGUAAUUUCAGCCGUGUCUCGCGAUGGAUCCCCAGGUAAAGUUCUAUUUUACGACUUAAUGACAAUUCAAUCACACCUUUUGUUUGUUUCAUAUCGCACUGUGAAUCAGUUACUUGCUAAAAUACACAAUAAUUACUCUGUAUACAGCCAAUAAAUGUAAGAUCGGACAUGUGAGUACUUAAGCUUAACUGAAGUGACUUAAAUAUGGUAUUUAAGUUACUGUUCGUUUAGCUUCACUUGUACAGGCUGACUGGGCCAGCUUGCGACUUUUUUCAUUUUGAACAUUUAUUUUUGAAUGGCUUAUUUUUACUUUUUGAAAAUUUGACCUUUUUUUUAAGUCUUAUAUUUUGUGCAUUUGAAUAUGUCAUUCAAAACAAUGUCUGCUGGGCAGUACACUGUUUUUUAAGUGGCUGUCCAUUUUAUUUUAAGAAAACUUAAACAUAAACUUAAGUACUAGCUUAGUUGGACUCAAAAGAUUAAAACUUACCAAAACGGCUUUGUAAUAUUGUUCUAAUGAUAAAUAAUAGCAAACGACAGAAAACUUUACUAAGUAAAGUGUCUGCUUAAAUUAUAUUUGCAUGUCUUGUGCUUUCAAAAUAUGGCUUUGAGAAUUUAUUUUGUUCUUUGUAUUAUCUUUAAAAUACCGUAUUCGCUCAAAUAAUAGCCGGGGCGAUUAUUUCUUUUUCGCAUCAAAAGGGGGUGAUUAUUCAAUGGACUCGAUUAUCUCAAAUAUUGCUUACUGAAAGUCAUGCCCUGAAUAUUUUGUUUUAUUAUCCCAUUAACCAAAAAAUUAUCACAUCAAAUAAAACUGAACAUGGGCUUUUUAAGCGUUCCAAAUUUGGUUCCUUGAUUAAUUUUCGGAGCUUGGAUCGUCUUUGAUCGGUUUUGCUGGAUCAGAUUCCACUUCAACUUGACAGGAAGGUGAUAAAAGAAAGAGAAAAUGGCGAGAAGGAUGUUGGGGGUGAUUAAUCGAGAGACAGCUAUUAUUCGAGGAAAUACAAUCAAUCAAUCAAUCAAAACUUUAUUUCACUGUGAAUUUCAAAUAGAUAGCAUCAACUAAUGCUUAUAUCUCCAAAGGUAAAGCAAAAACAAAUAGAAAAUAAAUGACCAAGGUAAUUAGAAUAAAGUAAUACUAUAUAUUAUGUAAAAGUUUAAUAUAAUGUAGAAACAAGAAAAUUAUUUUUUACAUUGUGACUACAGUAACUAGUGAUAAUUAAAACCAAUCACAAAAGGAGCAGCAUUUAUUAUCAAAGCUAAUGCUUUUAAUUUAUUUUUGAAUUGAAAACAUGUAAUGAUUCAGCAGUUGUAAGUACCUCUGGGAGCAUAUUCCAAUAUUUGCUGGCAGAGUAGCGAAAGGAGUGCAAAUCAUAUUUGGUCGAUUGAACUCUGGGAAUACUUAAAGAGUGUUUACCACGCAAAUCGUAAGAAGAAUUUCUUUCUAUCAGUAGCUUGUUAAUGUAACUAGGGGCCAGACCUUGAAAAGACGGUAGUUUAAAGACGGUAGUUGAAACAGCUCACAGAGUCUGAUGUGACUUGUGCCUUUGUAGCGUUAUAUUUUUAACAGUGUGGGGAUUAAUAAAAAGACUAAGAUAUGACCUGAUUUUUGAAAGAGAGAUCUGUUUGUUAGGAACUACAUGUACACUGCAUAAUUUCAUAAUUUGCUACACUUUGGUAAUCAUUCCGAUAAAGCUUUGAUCAAUAUUUGAAACUUCAAUAACUCACCAUAAUUCCACUUAUUAGAAAACUAUUACUCUUCUUCUCACCAAAGUAAGCCAAAAAAAGUAUAUAGAACAUGCAAAACAUGUACCUCUUAAUUAAUUUAUUGUUCACUUCUCUACAAGAUAGUGUGCAAGAGCAUCUAUUUUUUUUUUGGCUCUAGUUUGUAUUUUCAUCCGCCGGAGUGAUCAUGAGAGAAGUGACGACCAGAAAUGCGUCUGCGGUUCGCAGGCUACUCUACAAGGAUAUACAUUAGAAAAUGGGAGACUAUGUGAUUGUGUAUUUCCACCAAAAUGUAGCUUGGCAACUGUAAGAUAAGGCCUGUCUAUGUCAUAUGGUGGUAUGUGCUUGGAAGGAGGGGGUUUCAAACUAUUCCUCAGGCCCAAAUGGGCUCUGAAUCAAUAGCCUGUGAGGCCAAAGGCUGAAUGAGCUAUUGACUCAGAGCCCAUAAGGGCAAGAAAAAGAAUAGAUUGUUUUGGUGAAAUCCAACUAGUUGGUCAAAAAUGUCGAGACAAAAUAACUUUAGCUAGUUAAAGCUAGACUUUAUUCCUCUUUUGCUGCCAAAAAGCUGGUGCUUUUCGUUACUAGUGGGCUAUAACAUAUAGUCUAGUAGUUGCUGAACCAAUCAGAAUACAGCAUUGAUAAUAGACCACCAGCUGUAUUUUACUAGUAGUGGAUACAACAUACCUCCAGCCUGUUUCCUGUUACUGCAAAAAAGUAAUUUUGUAGAUGAUAUUUAACAUGUUUAAAAAUCUUGUUCUAAUUCAUGGUAAAAUAAUUAUGUUUGUGCAUUAACCUACAUUUAGUACUAAAAGAUAAUGCCAGCAGAUUUUUCAGCUUUUUCCAGCUUUUUCCUAGCCUCCCCGCAGACGUCCUUUGGGGUUCGUUUGUCACGCAUUCAUUUCUCCCCCACGGAUGUCUGCUAAACAGAGCCGACUUUUACGUUCUGGAUUGUUUGAAGAAGCCAAUAAGCGGUUAGUUAUUGUGUCACGAUCAGCCAAUCACGCGCCGUGAUAUAAGUGAUGUCUCUGGAUGUCUCUGGUAUUCUCAAGUGAAUUAUUUAUUUGCACGGCUAUCUUCUACAUGAGACGACUCAAACGUUUUGAAGAAAUCACAGAAACGAUGCAAUAAAGCUGCAGUCAGCUGUAUAUUUUUUUCGGAAGUUGUGACUAUAAAAUAAUCUGCUUUUCUUUGAAAGACUUCAGACAACAGUCUCCCACACGAAGCGCCGGAGCGGUUUUCAGCGCCGGGUCGAAAACAAUAAUUACUAUUAACUCUGUAUAUAUUCAAGUAUUAAGAAAAGAUAACUUGUAAACGUGUAUAGGGAAGAUAUUCAAAGCAUUCUUCAAAACAAAGGCCGUUUCCUUUUUUUGCGAAAUGUAAUUCCACCAAGGUCAUGGGUCGCGAACCAAGGACCAGUACAUAAAAUUUGGUUAUAUUUUUUCAAGAGUAGGUAAAACAAAAAUUCAAGUCUACAGCAAUGUGCUUCCAAUGGCAGAAAAACGUUUUUCUGAAAACUUGUUCUGCAAAAAGGCACGCCCUCCCAUUGCGCUUUUAUUUAUUCACAAGCUAAGUAAACAUGACCACGGUGUCCGCCGAGUCCAAACUUCAAGCUAGAACGACAAAUUAACCUACCUGUCAACAAACUUUAAUCUCGCCUCCUUCAAAGAAAGAAAGAAAGAAUGCUUAUAAUCAAUAAAUCAUUGAACCUUUCAUUGUUCAUUGUAUUUUAUUUCUCGAUUUAAAUAUUUAAUCAUGCUCGGAAAGUCGCCGACCAAGGACCACAUAGUAACUGUACAAGUCACUCGCUAACAUUUCCUCCACCGAUCGAUCUUCAACCAAGCUUCUGGGCUUCCGUAAACAACAGAGAAAGUCCCUCUAUCGACAACCCUCAUAUUCUCUUUGCUAAUAUCACUGAGCGUUACAGCAGGAAUACCAAUAUUUUCCAGCUUCGUAGAUUGAUCUUUCAAGAUUUACCAGGGGAGAAACAACAUCAACAGUAAUGUCCAGUAGUUCCACGCAAUAUGUCGCAAACAAGCAGCAAAGCUUGAGAGAUAAGGGAUUUGCCAAAUCCCGUCGGCAAAUUUAUGAACUCAUCGGUCUUCGCUAUAAAAUUUGCAGGAUAGCUUCUCUCUCAUAUUUGUUUAACUCUGUAUUAAUUACAAAUUUCUUGCACACUCUCGAUCAAAAGCCUCACUGAUCGUGAGAAUCUUAAGAAGUGGCUCGGGUUACGUUUUACAAAAAUCCGUAAACGGCCUGUGAUUGGUGAACGUAAAAGUCGGCUCUGUUUAGCAGACGUCCGUGGGGGAGAAAUGAAUGCGUGACAAACGAACCCCAAAGGACGUCUGCGGGGAGGCUAGCUUUUUCCAGCUUUGAUAGAAUAUAGACAUGGUAGAUUUUUGGCAUAGCCCUUUGGUAACUGUCUGCUGAGAAAAGAACCUUGAGUUCAGUUUCUAGUACAGUGAAAACCUGUGACUAAGAGGGUUUUUUUUAAGAACCUGUUAGGCUACAAUUGGUCAGUUACAGCUGUAUUAAGACCCGUCUAUAAAAGAACCUGUUUAGACAUAAAAUGUGUAAUUAAAAAUUCUCUACAGUUGGGCAAAAGGACUUCAAAAUUACAGGGGGUUCAUUAAGGGCCGGGCACCGGGCAAAUUGACCGGCUGUGAACACGACUUUGCCCGGCUGCUUUACAUCUCAAAGAACUUCUUUUUAAUACAAGGAACGAUCAAAAACAGUUUUAAGUUACAAUCGUGCCCAUUUCUUGAUGAGUCUUAUCGAGUGUAAAACAUACUUUGCCGUGCAAUUUCCACUUUAUUACACGCGGCAUGAAAUCCCCUCGUUCUUUGUGUGUUAAAAACAAGAAUCGGCCCAUAACACAUUGCGAAAAGAACUGUGCUUCAUAAACGACCACCUGAAAUGUAUCAGUGUUGCGAGCACGUGAGCCAGGGCUGCAAAUAACGGACAGCAGGUUGCCGGUCAUGAUGACCGGCCAAAUAUUUUUUCGCCCGGACAAACCCCGAUUCUGGCCGGUCAAAUAAUGAAUACUAAUAAUUUUUUUUUGCGUAAGGAAUAUCCAAUUAUGCUGGCAAUAGAUCGUUAUUACUACAUUGACGUUCACAUUUUUGACAGCAAAUUGGUGAAAAAUGCAUUCUCACGUUGUAGAUUUCCUUUCCGCGGUUUUCGCGCGUUUUAAUGUUACGUUCUACCUUGAGUAUCAUUGCACGGCCGUGUCUGAAGUCUCUAGAGGUAAAAAGUGAAGCGUAAAUCCUUUUCAAACUCCCAAGGUUCAGGAAACGGAAUACACAUACAGUUCAGCAAACUUUAGCAAUUACGAAAAAAAACCCAAAAGAAUUGGGUUAUUUUACAAAAUCUGCACACGCUUGUUUUACGUUGAUGUUCCGAAAUGAACAUCGGUGAAACUUGAUCUUUUUCCUUGCCUGAACCGUGAUCGAAAGUCACUUCCUCAAAGAAGAAUCGUCGCUGAGAUUUUCGGGAAAGACGUUGAUUUGCAUUGAGGAGACGUUUGUUCCACAAACAGCGUGUUGAUGAUCAGAAGUCAAUAAAUGAAUUUGGGUCAUCGCGCAACAUUUUAUCGCUGAAGGGCUCAAAUGUCAACAGAAAUUUGCAUAAAGUUGUUUACAAGAACGAGAAACUAGCGCCCGCGAUAGGCUACGACCUUCCCUCUUGAGUAGCUUAAAUUUUUAUCAGACCAUUCUGGAAUCGAGUCUGCAAACGAGAUUCAUGUUCGAUAUAAAAAGAAAUUAUUAUUAAUCGAUGCGCUAACUUUUAUUCCCGGAGAAACACAGGACAACCUGUUGAGAAUUGCGAUCGAUUUGCCUGAAUUCCUUCGAAUUCCCAAAGAAGGUCACAUUGCUGAUUACAGCAAAGCAGAAAGUACAGUACGACUUGCAACACUGCGUUACGUUCCAACUCAGUUUGUUAUUCACUUUGUUGCGUUAGAUUACGACAUGACGACAUAAAAUUAAUUUAUUGCGGCGUUCUUUUUCUUAGAAGGGUUUAGUGCAAAGCAGCAAAACACGCCAAAGAAAAAAGAAAUCAUUGCAGCGUUAUAGAGCAUUAAACGACAAUUGUAUGGAAAAUAAAGUGUUUGUAUCCAAAAAUGACUGGUCAAAAUGACCGUCAAGUCCGGAGUUUGACCGGUCAAGUCCGCGAUCAGGCCGGACAUUGUCCGUUGACCGGCCGUUAUUUGCAGCCCUGUGAGCAUGGCGGCCUAGAAAAGAACGCGUUCGAUAGCGUAUUAUUUUUCGGCUUCAACCAAAGGGCCUCCAGUAGAGAAAAGACCAAGAGAUGAGUAGACUUCUUUGUGAUUUAACCUUUUACUUGCCUGUAUAUAUUGAAUGGCUUAAUCAUCAUGUUCAGCGAAGCGAAGCGUGAUUUUUAUUCGUCUUAUGGUUUACGCCAAUGAAUUAAUUUUCGGUGUGUUCACGUUAAAACAAGGCUCCUCCCGUCUAGUCAUUGAAAUUUUAAAGAUAAGUUGAUUACGGCUCAGAUGCUGACGGUGAGUUUGAGUAAAGAUUAUUAUGAGCAGAGCUAUUAAAAGAGAGCCAAAAAGUCCAAUUUGUGUGGUGGGUAUUGGUAUCAAGUCAUGAUUAAAUUGUCUAGAAAAGUUAUCUUUUUUUGGUUGUUGAAAGUCAUUGUAUGCAGCUUCAAAAUGCAGGAAAACACAUCCUUAUGACUAUAGAAUUUCAAAAUUUUCCGGGGGAUAAUGCCCCCGGACCCCCCUAGAGGGCAAGGCCCUCCGGGCCUUGCCAAUUCUUUGCCCGGGUGUCAAACUCAGUUGCCCUCCUGUUCAAAACCUUAAUGAACCCCCUGAAAUUAUUGUGGCCAGUUGUUUAGUCCUUCUCCUCAUAGUCAUUUUUACAUAAAUACUAAUUUGGUAUGCAGAUUUUAUAGAAGGAAUAAGCUGAAUACUGCUUUUUCUUUCGUCAAAAAAUAAGAACCUAUUCAAGAACCUAAAUAGCCUAAAUUUGUGCUAAUUAGCAUUAUGUAAGAACCAUUUUAGGUUCUUACUCCAGGGUUUUUACUGUAGUGAGGUGAUCAUGACACCUGAUCUUACUGGCAUAUCAUCCAUUCGUUAAAUCAAGAAAGCACAUUAAUUUAUUUUACCCAAACAAAAGCAUGCUGUUUCAUGUUUUAGGCUGGGAUAUUGGAUACAAAUAUGUGGAGUCCAGUGGAACCUGGUUAACAUGCCUUUAUAAUGUCCAUAUUAUCCGGGUGCCCAUAUUAAUUAUGCGGGUUGUCAGAAAAAUGUCACAGAUACAUGUUUUAUUUGUAUAACCACAUUUUAAUGAGAAACAGUUAUUUAAAUUUGUGAUGGGAUCUUGUACAAGUUAUAAUGUCCAUAUUAUCCGGGUGCCCAUAUUAAUAUUAUGCGGGUUGUCAGAAAAAUGUCACAGAUACAUGUUUUAUUUGUAUAACCACAUUUUAAUGAGAAACAGUUAUUUAAAUUUGUGGUGGGAUCUUGUACAAGUUCAUCCUAAAGAAAUUUCACAAUCAUUAUUUUGUAAUAUUCUUAAACUAAAAUUACCUUUUAAUUUAUUGUUAAUGAAACACAAAAAUGGAAUUUGUGACUUAACUUUGUGCUAACACUUUAACUGUCUAUUAUGUAUGGGUGUCUGUAUUAGGCGAGUAUCUAUAGAGCAGGGUUCCAGUGUACAUUGUACAUACUUACCAUUUUCCUGACAGACAAAGUUAGCAAAGUUAGGUAAAUGCUUUUGAGACACAGCCAAAAGCAGUUGUAAAAAUGUAUCUUGAUUAACUAGUGUUUUGGUAGCCAAAAAAUCUUUACAAAAGUAUUGACAUCAUAGAUUGUAUUUUAGAAAUGUAGAUCUAUACAUGUUGUUUGCAAGUUGCUUUUUGCAAAGAAGGUUUUUGUUUGUGCUAAGCAAGACUUUUCACUUAAUCUUUAUUCACUACAACGGGCUAAAAUCUCAGUUGAAUUGCUUCCUUUCAUUCUCCAUAGCAAAUUUGCCAAUUAUUGCCAAUUAUUUUUAUUUUCAGGAUUUUCAUAAGGCACUUACUUUUGUAAGAAUUUCAAUUUCAAAUUAUAAUGAUUUGAAAAUACAUGUAGGUGGGACUGUUCAUUUAUAAAAAUUGCCUAGCUCUUAUACUGAGUAUUGAAAAUGUCAUGGGUUUCAAAUCAGGAUUAAUUAAUUUUAGUAUAUGACAUAUUCAAAACACUUUUAUGAUUUUAAAUGGUUAAAAUUUUUGUGUAUGAACUACAUAAUGAUUGUAGUUCUGCCUUCACUCACAAAAUGAGAACAAAACAAUAUUGAAAAUGCUUUCCUUACAAAAUAUGUUCCCAUGUACAUAUUGAAAAAGGAAGGUGCACUUAUUAAUUACUGGCAAUUCCUUUCUGGUUCGUCUACCAUAUCCUAAGGUGAUGGAUUUUUAUUUUAAAAAUAAUUAUGUUUUUUUUUUGUUUAUUAAAUGGCAUAUAUAGUAAGCAGUUAAUAAAGCAGAAUAUUUAUAAUGGGUACAAACUUGUGGGUUUAACUUUAGACCACAUAGAAUGUUUCUUUUGAAUUCAAUGGGUUGAUGAUGUUAGGUAUAUUUUAAAUAGAAGUUUCAUGUCUUUGUAUCUAAAAUAUAUGAUCAUGGUGAUUCAGUUUCUUGACAAGAAUGCCACAAACAAGAACAGAUAUAUAAUUAGGGAAUUCUCUGAUUGGUCCUUUGAGCAUUUUGGUCAAAUACAGCUGGCACCUUCUCACCACAGAUGUGAAACGUGAAUGUUUUAGAGGUAAAUGUUAUUCAUUCAGAGGUGUUAUACAGUGGUGUAUUUGUUAAGUGUCAAAAGCCAAUAUUUAUUCUUCUGCCAGGCUGUCAGAUCAUGUCUUUUGUAACAGUUCGAUUGUGUUGAUGAAAAGGGGCUAAAAUGUGCUGGGAUUUUCUUUUUUCUAUACAUGUGUUCAGAGAGUUUAGUCUUGAAGACUCAUUUAUAUUUCCUGGUGUGAGGUAAUUCUUUUUUUGGUCUAAAGGAGUGUAGUUUUGGUUUGAUUGCAAAAAGUUUAUUUUUAAAAAAAAUAGAUAAAUUAUUCUUAAAAGUUCAAUAUAUCUGAAUGGUUCAAGAUUUAUCUGUCCUCUUUUCAAGUAGUUCAUUUUUUGGCUUUAUAUGACUGCACAGUGUGUCUGUUGUUAGUGGAAAUUCUUGGCAUGGGGCACUAUGAAAAAAAAUACAGUUUUUAUUAGAUCUCAAAAUAGCAUAAAAAUACUGCUCAAGAAGUUUCACUUAAAAAUAAUAUAAAAUUUGGCACCAGGUUUCAUACAUGUAGACUCAAAAGUUGUUCUUAGUAUACUGAGACAAAUAAUUAUUUACCUUGAUGAUUCAUUUGUAAUGACUUUUUGUCCUUUCUAUCGAAAGUGUGUGAGAUCAGAAACUUAUAACGAGCUAAAUAUUUCUGUGUGCAUCCUAUUUGCAAUAAUAGAUGUAAAAUCUUCAAAUAGGAUGCACACAUCUUAACGAGGACUAGAAAGGAUAAGUAACUUCUAAAGGAGCUAAAUUUAUGUGUUCGUCCUAUUUGUAAUAAUAAAAACUUCAAGUAGGAUACACACAUCUAGGUGAGGACUGGGUGCUACUUUCCAUGUCUAAGUAAAAUUUUAUUUUACAGACUGUAUUUUAAUAAUCUGUUUUUAAAAAAAUUGCGUAGGUAUAGAUAAAUGAAUUUUAACUGUGGGAAUUAUUAUUUGUAACAUAUAGAAAUUAUUUUAUAUGUUUUGUGUUGGAAUGAAAUAAUGAAGGAGUGUGUAGAAUGAUGCAUCAAGUCACUUUUGAUGAAUUGUCAAAUUCUUCUUUUGUUUCACAAAAACAUACAAGGCAAUUCCAAAGGAAUGUUAAACAGUUCUUUUCAUCAAAGGCACUUUGGGCCUUUUCCAUGCCCAAGUGAAGCCCUUUAGGUAAAUUGUCACUAGUGACAUUGCCUUGAAACAGGGACAUAGGACAGCAGAAAUGGUGACAAACAACACAAAGAUGGGUUGAAAAUGCGACAGUGACGUGGAGAAAAAUGCAAAUACAAUAGGAAAAUACUGACAGUGACAUGGCUUCCUCCUCAAUACGCAAAAAAACAGGUUUUGAAACUCAGACUAGGGACAUAUGUAACCCCCCACCCCCUCAGAGUUUUUGAUAAGAUUUUGAGUGGGUGGCAAAAGCUUUGGAGUAGGUGGAGAAGGAAAAAACUCACGGCAAAGGCGCAACUUGCAAGUGCAAGUUUCAGGAAAAAUUUUGAAAUCUGGGCCUUAAACAAAAAUGUUAUAUAUAUCUGUUCCCACUUAGGUGUGUAGUGGAGAGGAACCUACUUCAGUGUAUUUUUACAAUGUUAUCUUUAUCUCAUUACUUUGUGCUGUUGUGUUUGUAAUAGGUUGCUAUAAAAGAGAAGGGAGGAAAGGUGUCCUUUCCAAGUGAUGGUGAAGAUAUCUCCAAGGUACUCAGCCAAGAGUUCAGGAUUGCUUACAUUGGAAUAAAAGGCAUGCAUUGCAAUUCCUGUGUUAACAACAUUGAAGGGAACAUUUCCUCUCUUUGUGGUGUGAAGAAAAUCAAUGUAUCACUUGAGGAGAAGGAAGGAACCAUUACUUAUUCACCAAGGCACACAACUGGCAAGGCGCUAGCAGAAGCCAUAGGUGAAAUGGGCUUCGAGACUUCACUGAAAAGAAUUGUAGAUGUUUUAACCCAGCGUGAAGUAGCUUUGUCAGAGGACAGGGUUAUAGACAAUAAGGAAGCAGAGAGUUUGGAAAGUUGUAAAGAAGAUGACUGUGAGGUGAAGAUCUGCAUCAAAGGGAUGACUUGCCAGUCUUGCGUCAAGACCAUUGAACAGGGCAUGUCCAACAAAGCUGGUGUGAAAGGAGUAGAAGUCUCACUCAAAAAUGAGGAAGCGGUAAUUCAUUAUGACCCUUCGUUAACUGAUCCUGAAAAACUGAGGGAAGCAAUUGAUGAUAUGGGAUUUGAAGCCUCUCUACCCUCAGGAGGUGAAGUUCAAUCUGUGUUGAUUAAUGUGGAGGGGAUGACAUGCAAUUCUUGUGUUCAGACUAUUGAGAAGAACAUCUCCCAAAAAGAGGGCGUGCAGUCUGUUUGUGUGUCUCUUGCAGCCAAUACAGCACAGGUGCGUUAUACACCUGGGAAAAUAAGCGCAGAGCAGUUGAGAGAAGCAAUUGAAGACAUGGGAUUUGAUGCACAGUUAUUGGGGGAUGAUAUCUGUAAGGUGAAUAAGGAUGUUCGCACUGCAAAGAUAAGUGUGGAAGGAAUGACUUGCAUGUCUUGUGUGAAGACAAUUGAAGGAACCAUGUCAUGUAAACCAGGCGUGAAAAGUAUCAAGGUGUCGCUCACAGAGAAACAAGCUGCGAUAGAAUAUGAUGAGGCUGUGACAACUCCAGAAGACUUGCGAGCAGGAAUUGAAGAUAUGGGAUUUGAUGCAACACUUGCUGAAGGUAAGCAAAACUGAUAAGAUAAUAUUAUACUAAAGUUGUAUUCUCAUCAUUUUUACCACUAUGUGACCUUUGAAGUCAAAACCACUCUGUCAAUCAAGGAUUCUCUUUAGCAGCACAGCUACUGUAAAGAGGUUUUGAGGAGUGUAACAUAAUACUAUUUUUGUGAUGAUUUUAUAUUUUUAUAGUUGAAUUUUUUUCUUAAAUUUUAAGUUAAUUACUAAUGGAAAUGUGAUGAAGGAGUCAAAGCAAUUUUGUCUAGCCAAAUAAUUUUAGGUGGUUGAUUGACUUCCUUUUACCUGUUUUGAGUCAAGUGCUGUGAGGAAACAAUGUCUCCACUGAUUGUUAACCUGUUGUUGUUAACUAUUACAUAAAAUAUUAAUUUUAUGAAGUACAAGUAAAAGCUAUGUUUCACAAAAUGUAUUGUAUAGCUAAGCAGAGCUUGAAAUAUUUUGUGAAAUGGCAGUUUCAUUUUCAAAAAUUUGUAAUUGAAGAUUGAGUAUAAAUCAAGGAAUGUUUUGAGGAGAAAAAUAUUGGCUUGUGGUAUGUCCAGAAGAUUCACAUUUAAGGGCACAUGUGUAGCUGUUAUUUAUAUUUCAAGUAAGUUGUUAUGUUAUGGAUCAAAACCUUUUGAAUUAAGUCACGUACACUUUGCUGUAUAGUUUAUUGUUUGAUUUUUUUAAUUUUCAAGUCAAAGAUUUUUUGUGUGAUUUUGUUUUGAGAAUUUACUGGUUAAACCAACAAGACUACAUGUAGUUUUCCCUCACUGAUUUCUUGCUAUAAUCUCAUAACAUGUUAUAUGCAGUUGAUAUUGAGUUUCUUCCCAAUAUUACACUUUAGCCGAUGUUAAAAUAGUAAGUCAAGGUAUUUAAUAAUGUUGUUACUCAAAUUAUAUUUUCAUUAUAAUUAUUUAUUUCUUGAUUAAGUGUUGAAUCCUUAAAAUUGAACUUUUAAGGUUUCCACUUCUGCAGACAUUUGCUGGUAUUCAUGGUCCAAAGUACACAUUUAUCAUCAGAUAUGAUGGCAAGAUAUGCGGCUGCAUUGUAGAAGAGUUAAUGUCAAUAAGUGUCUUGCAAGCUUAUAAUAUUAAACGUAUUUUAGGAAAUCAUUGCUGCUUAAUCUCUCUUGUAGCUUUCAACCAAUGAACUAAUGAGAAAUCGCUCAUUUAUUGUAAAAAAAAAAACAACAACCUUACAUGUAUCUGCACUUUACUCUGACUUAAACUUAUCCUAUUUGCAUGAUUCAGUGCAUUCAGAGUAUGUGUUGUUGUUGUAGAUGCAGGAGGAUGUAAGAGUGAGGAGGGGGCAGUGGCUGUCCAAGAGAGCCCAGCAGGUGACUGGAGAGUGACUUUCAGCAGAAACGCCACCCAAUUAAGAAGCAUGGAGGCAUUACUGCAAGAAGAUCUGGACAAGAUCUACCUCCACAUCACCGGCAUGACAUGUGCUUCUUGUGUUGGCAGCAUCGAAAAAGGACUGAUGAAGAAAAAAGGUAAGGAAUUGUUCUUUCUUUUUUUAUGGAUAGGCAAGGGUUUGCAGUGGUACUUUGCAUACUUUGCUCUUAUGCUCUUAAAAGGUACUUCAUUGAAACUCAAUGUGGGUGAUCAGUGUGCAAAUAAAGUCAUGUCUGAUAGCCCAGGACUAGUGGAUUUUGCUAUUGGGCUAUUGAAGUCUGUUCUUAAUGUGUCUGAUGGUCAAAUGAAUUUUUUUUUAGGAAAUUCAGAUUACAGAAGAACUGUAAUCAAUCCUGCUCAUCAAAAUUUUUUUCGGACUGACUAACCCCUUUCCUACCAUGGACUUAUUAAUACAUCAUGUUUGAGAUCAUUCAGCAACCCAGGACAUAAAUGUUACAGGUCAAAUUUGAUUUCAGGUUAAAUUUUUUUAACCUAGGUAGAUUCUCAAUUUCCAUUUUAUCUAGCCCUAAUUAUUCAUGAAUCAGGGCCUUGGAAGCAAAGGAAAUUGAGAAUCAACCGAGGUUAAAUCAAAAUAUAUAGGUCUUCAGACAAAUGAAAUCACUAAGGUCAUUCGAGUUGCCUGAAGAGAUGAACUCCAGUGGUUGAGAAAGGUCUGGCUGGUUGCUGGGUGAAUUUGGCUCUGGUAGGCAAGGGGUUAAAAUGACUCUUGGGCUAGUACAUGCUGCAGUGUAGCUGCAGCUUACCUGAAUGGCAAGCUGUAAACUGACUUUCUUUGCUUCCUGGUGAUAUCCGGGCCAAAACUAAUGGAUUAUAAAUAUUUGUGGUUAAAAUAAGAAAUCCUCAACUGUGCCAAAAGCAAGAUGAGUGGCUGCCUAAAAAUCUUCGUGGAAGGCCCAACAAGCUACAAUGUAAGGCCAAAAACUGGCAAAUUCGGACUGGAACCAAAGUGGCUUAAAAGCCAUUAAUUUUAAAAGCUGUAGAUUUAAUGUUUGAUUACCAGCUGGUGGCUAGAGGUCAGGGUGUGAGAGUGGGUUGUUUUCCUGAAUAGCAGCUAAUAAUAACUGAGCCUGAGCCCUUGUCGCAAUUGGCAGCUUAUUUCUCCUUGUGCUUACCCUAUGUUUCACAUGAUUUUAACAGUAUUGUUCAUCCAUCUUUCCUGCAUUUUACUUGUUUGUGCAACACAAAAAGUGACUUUCUGUUGGGAGGCUCUGGCCCAUGGUCCCUAAAUCAACAUUUUACAAACUUUAAAUGGUUUCUUUUGCUGCAGGAGUAAGAUCUGUCCUUGUUGGCCUGCUCGCACAGAAAGCAGAAGUCAAAUUUGACAAAAAUGCCAUCACAUCAGAUGAAAUCAUCAGUCAUGUCAAAGCAAUGGGGUUUGGUUGUGACCUGAUGGAUAAAGUUGGCCAAGGAGAAGCCACCGUCGAUAUAAUUGUGAGUUAAGUACAUGUACUUUUAUUGUAUGAACUGAGUGUAGUAAUUUUGCAGGAAAGGACAGUGUGUGUUGGUGAAAUGUGAUAUUAACACACUGAGCUCCUUCCAGUUGCCCAGUAUCAUAAUAACAAUUACUAAAUUCAAGGUGCAAGUUUCGUUGGAUGCUGCUUGAUGGGAAGCAACCGACCUUAGAUUGUUACCUUUGUAAAGAGACAAAAAAAUAAAAUAAAAAUAACUAUACCGUAAACUGCUGCUUAUAACACUGCAGGGCUUAUACAUCUUUGUAGUGAAAAUAACCACCCACUUGGUUAGUAUCGGCUGGCUACUCUUCUUGACAUUUCUUUACGGAUGGCGUUUUUCAAAUAAAAUAUCCCUGGACUGGCCGCUUACUUUGACAACUCAGCCGUCUACUUCAAAACUUUCUGCCAACCCUGUUUCAGAUGAAUGGGUUUUACAAGGAAAAUUGAAGGAGCCCAGUGCUUGAAACUGUAAAACUAGGGUGGACAGGAAAAAUCUGAGAUUUUCUUCGCCCGAGGGAACAAGCACAGCCCUGUAGGAGGCUUAAUAACUGAAUGGAAAAUACAUUUUGAACAAUUUACUGGUUUUUACAUUUUGCGUUUACUGGUUGCUAAUAAUAAUUCAAAUUCAUUUCAAUACAUUUGGACGGGGCUUAUAAUCAGAUGUUUUAAUUUGUUCACAGGGAGAUGGGGGGCCUAUAACUGGGCGGGCUUAUUGUCUCUUAAUGGACACCGCUCAGGUUGUUUCAGGGGGCCAGUGGGUCAUCGGAGAAAGCUGCCAUCAUGUGUUACCCUCUUUCAUUAUUAAAUUAAUCAUUAAUUGAUGGUAAUGAGUAAUUCACUCACUCAUUCACUCAGUCCAAUGCUCAUGCAGGGUCUUAAAAAUAACUGUGGAGAAUGCGCUGCCUUUGUUGUGACAUCUGCAAAUGGUUAGAUUUUCUAAGCUUCUCAGAUAAGGACGAAAAGCUGUAGGUCACGUGUCACAGCUCUUCCACUGUUCUGAUUCUUUUGGGAUGUAAAAGAACCCACACUGCUGUUCAUAAAGAGUAGGGGGCAUAGACCCUGGUGAUGUGGUACAACCUUUCAUGCGCUGAGUGAGGAUCGACCGGGCUUAUAUCAUUUGGGGUGUAAGUCCUGUUUCAUCCCCUGUAGCCAUGUUGAGUCACCAUGGCAAAUUUAAUAAUUGAUUUUCUUAUUGUUGUCCGACUUUUUUUAUUCACAUUUCAGAUAACUGGUAUGACAUGUUCUUCCUGUGUUCAUUCAAUUGAAUCAAGCAUGAAAAAGAGACCUGGCAUACUUGAAGCAUCAGUUUCCUUGGCAACCAGCAGUGGUCGAUUUGUUUACGACACAGAAACAACUGGUCCGCGUGAUAUCAUAGAAGCUAUCAAAAGUUUGGGUUUUGAAGCAUCUUUGGACAGCAAUGACAGCAAAAAAGAUAGGAUUGAUCACUCAAAGGAAAUAAAGAAGUAAGAAAUGAUACUACAGUGAAAAACAAACUUUUUUGCCUUACACGUGAGGGUGUCACCUACCACUAAAUGCUUAUUUAUUUAUAUUCAUUUACUUUAGCUUAUAAACAGGCUACUUCUACAAACUCCACAUUAUACUUUGAAAAACAUGCCUUGGGACAGCUGUUUGGAACUUUGAAGAAGUUGGUUACUCGCCAUAAUAAACUUGCUUAAUAUUACUUUUCAGAUGGAGAAGAUCAUUUUUGUUUUCCUUGAUAUUUGGAGUACCAACAUUUGUUAUAUUCAUAACUUAUGUGAUCUUGGAUGAGUUAGAAAAAAGGCCAAACCAACUUGUACUGCCUGGACUGUCCCUGGAGAAUCUCCUGAUGUUUAUCCUGUGUACACCAGUUCAGGCAUGUAUCACUUAUGUAACAACUCUAAAAAGUUUCAUUUUUUGUGUUAAAGAAAGUUACAUUAGUAUUAGGAGCCCGCAAUCCCAACCUCCAGGUUGCUUUUACCCAUGUGGGGCACUUAUGUAGCCAGCUUCAUUAGCUUUGUUUCGAUUUCCACUAAGAAUGAGUGGAAUGAAGAAAACGCCGGGUUUGAUGGGGGGAAUCUGAUCAUGCAUGUUUGGACCUUCAAUAACUUGGAAUUUGAUCAUGCACACUUUGACCAUAUAUCACGUAAAACUUACGUUGAGCACAGCUUUGGAGCAAAAGCGUUUUGACCUACAAUCAUUGUCGCCCACCCUCCGUAACCUACUAGUUAUCAAUCUUAUAGCUGUAGGGUUUUAAAAGUUUUUCCUUAGAGUACUGGGGCCAAGACCAAUUGCUUAAAAGCGAUACAUGUACUUAUGAGUUUAGUUCAGUUCAGUCCAGUUUUAUUUACAUUUACAUUUACAUUUACAUGUAUUGGGUCAGUAACAUCGUUAAGAUAUCACACCAACUGUAGCCAAUUACAAUUACAAUUACAAUUUCAGGGUUCUCAAUAGAAGGCGGCACCCGGCGAUUGAUCGCCGCUUACUUUGGGAUUUAUAGCCGCUUACUUUGUGUUUAAGUUGCUUUUCUUUGCUUUGUUUUGACACCUCUGGCUUUGCUGAAGAGCCUCCUACUUUAUCAGUGAUCACCUCCUACUUAAAAAUCUAUUGAGAACCCUGCAAUUUAGCCAAAGUAAAUUACAAUGCAAGAAUACUUGUAAGAAUUGUAAGUUGGCAAGGGAGCCCAGAAGAAACCAGAUUGCUCAUGAAGCCUGGGCUCCCCAGUCACAAAGAAACAAGUUAUAAGUUCCCUUAAUCUUGAUAUUUAUGCAACCAGUCACACAAUGUAACUAAAUGCAGAUUCUGGAAGCUGUGAAAUCUUUGCUUGUGGAAUCUGGAAUCCUGGAAUUGGAUUCUGGAAUUCAGCUCUAGGAAUCCAGAAUCCAGCUAACGAUUGGAAUCCGGAAUCCAAAUUCCACUGACAAGGAAUUUGGAAUCCAGUUUCCAAGGCUGUCUUGGAUUACCUUACAUCAUGGGACGAAACCUGCCCCUUUACGGUAAAUUGGAAUAUAAGAAGUUCAAUUCCCGGGCCCAGAACAGAACUCGGGGUCUCACAUCAAUGAGCUAGUCCACAAUAAUGAAAUUAAUACUAUUAGCAUCUAGUACUGAAUAUUUUAACACUUUGCAAGAACAUUUUAACAUUACAUUUUAUUUGUAUUUCCUCAUCUCCCAGUUUAUGUGUGGCUAAAUGAAAUUUGGGCUAAGUUGAAAUGGAGACAAUGCCAGCCAUCAGUAUUUUAUUUGCUAUUAGCAGACUCGCAAGGGAGUGGGGGGGGGGGGGUCUUUGGGAUUUUACAGCAUUUCUGUUGAUGUGAGUCGAUUAUACUCACGUCUCUUUACACUGCCCAUGCUCGCGGAGUGUUCUCUUCACUUUGGGAUGGAGAAUUCCGGUUCUUAUGUGUCUAACCGUACAGUUUAUCUCAUUUUCAGGUCUUUGGAGGACAGCAUUUUUAUGUGACAGCUUAUAAAGCCCUCAAACACAAGUCCACCAAUAUGGAUGUGCUUAUUAUGCUGGCCACCUCAAUAGCUUAUGUGUACUCGGUGAGUUUGACAUCAGUGAGUUUAGGCAACAGGACGGCAGGAAGAAGAGGACGGCAAAGCACUCGUGCGCGACAAACGUGACAAGGCUAUUUAACUUGUGUGUUUUGUCAUAAUGCUUAUGUUUUCUGGUCUUUUACAAAAAGAUCUGUUUAAAGGGAAGUGUAGUUUGGCGAGAUCUUAUUUCAAACAAAAUUAUUGUCACGCUUGUCGCACAAGCUUUGCCAUCUUCUUUCCUUUCCCGUCCUGUCGCGUAAGUUUACAUUAUCUGUCUGUGUACUUACACAGGGAGCCAACACAAUCUAUUUUUAAAACCAGUUAUUUAUCUAUAGUGAUAUGUAUGGAUCAAUGCUAUAUACAUGUUGCAUUGUCUUACUUAUGAUACAUUGUCGCCCUUUGCCUCAGAAGUGGUACUUUGAGCGAUUUUGAAGGAUUUUGAGUUCACUGUCUACUUUUCCUCUUACUCUAUUUAGAGGCACAGUAAAAGGUGAACUCUCAAAAUCCUCUAAAAUUAUAAAAGGGCCCUCUGUGGUAUUUAACGCUCGGGAGGGGGGUCCAAAAUAAAAGUGACGGGGAUGCUCGCCGGAAAACUCAGAUGAAACCCCCAAGGGACACCAAUGUGGGUGUGACUCAAGCUUAAACUGACCCCUAAAGGAAACCAUAGUACAGAUAUCACGGCAUUUUUUGUAAAUUUCUUUAUGCACAGCCCUAAGCAAUACCUGAAUGGGCAAAUAUGGUGAUUUUCCGUCCCAAACAUCCUAAGCGAGACCAAAAUCUGCAAUUUAAACCUCUAAGCGAGAGGACGAGCAUCCCCCUCACUUUGUCACUUUUAUUUAGGAGUCCCUCCUCCUCCCCCCUCCCCCCGGGGCUGCCUCCCAGGCCACUGAUUAGAUACCAUUGUUGUCAUUGUUAUUUUUCUGCAAGAGGCCAUGCUCCAACCUCGUGUGAGAUGUAGAUCUAUCUUUGUCAUUUCUUCCAGAUUGUUGUUGUAGCUGUUGCCAUGGCAGAACAGAGCAACCACAGCCCCAUGACUUUCUUUGACACUCCACCCAUGUUGUUGGUGUUUAUCUCUCUCGGUCGCUGGAUGGAACAUGUAGCAAAAGGGAAGACCUCUGAAGCCCUAGCUAAGCUUUUGUCUUUACAGCCUUCGGAUGCUGUCUUGGUCAAAUUGCAACCAGGAACAAUGAACGUUAUAAGCGAGCAAGUGAUCAACGUUGACCUGGUGCAGCGUGGAGACGUGCUUAAGGUACACAGAGUAAUCUAGCCGUUGAUUGGAUCGUCACGCAAUGCCCCCUCCAGAAAGGAGCGUUGUGUGACCACUUUAGGUGGCUCUGAGAACCGGUUAUUGUGUAUUUUUGUUGCUUGCUUGCGAUUAACCUGUAAUACGAUUGUUCUUUUGUAAAUCACACCAUUAAAUUAUUGUGACGCUAAACUCAAAAGGUCAUGCUUUUUUUAAGAAUGGUGUAAAACCUUUUAUAGCCUUUAUAGUCGCCAGGAAAUUUGUCCCUUUGGCGAUAUGAGGGACAUUUCGCGAUGGUGCAAUUUAAGUCCUACGUUAGCUCUAUUCAUCAGUUGGUUUAACGGUUUUCACCAUGCAGGGCUCUCUUCUUCCUUCUUUAGGUUGUCCCCGGAGGUAAAAUACCAGUUGACUGUAAAGUACUUCAAGGAACUUCCACCGCAGACGAAUCGCUGAUCACGGGCGAAUCAAUGCCUGUCAUGAAGAAACCAGGGGACUCUGUGAUUGGCGGAACCAUUAAUCAGAAUGGCUCUUUAUUGGUGGAGGCAACUCACGUGGGUCAAGACACCACUCUGUCCCAGAUUGUCAAGCUGGUGGAAGAGGCACAAACAUCGAAGGUAAGGGAACGAUGAUUUCAUUAUUCUUUGUCAUGACUGGCUCAGCCGAAAGGGCCAGUGCUGGAAAGAACCUCUUUAAAAUGGCCGAUUUUAUUUCUCAACUCAAAUGGUAAAAGAAAAUUUUAGUAUUUUUCUUGUGUCGUAAAACCUUCUUGUGGCGGUACCCUUCGCUCCUCCUCUUCCCUCUCGCAAUCUCCAUUCCCCAUUCCCCCCCCUCGUCCUCCCCCUCGCCCCAAAUAGGGAAACUGUUUGGAGUGUGCUGCUGCACUUACGCUAUAAUGUCAGGUACGUUGGGCAAAGGAAAACCCGAGUACCUGUCGUCACUGGAACCCAGUCUCCCAGAGUAUCCGUCCGGUGUGUUUACCUGAACUGAACUCGCGUCGAUAGCGUUAGCGUCCUAGACGUAGGACGAUGUUUUCCCACCUCAACUCAGCGAACUUCAGCCAAACAAUGUAUUUGCAGUGAACUGUCGUUACGUAGUACUUUACAAAACCUGCGAUCGUUACAUUUCCAUUCGUACAUGACACGUGUAAUUGUUACUCUUAAACCGUUAAGUUCGUAGUAAUGCGUGUCAGUCAUUGUUUUUGAAAGCUGUGACUGUGUUUUAUAAGUUGGAAAGUUUCAUUGACUUCAUAGAUAUUGAAACCCUGAAGACUCUAGCGACUUUUUCACUGUUGCAAAACGUAGCUCUCUAAACGUCAAGAAAGAACUGAGUUAUUCUCAGAAAUACUUUCGUACUUUUUCAAUGAAAUGGCUUUGCAAAGCUUUUGGGCAUCCCGCAAUUCCCGUUAAAGCCUUUUAACAACAUAUACAACAGCCACUGAGCUCAUUUGAUUCUGCUUUGUUGUAAAAUCUCUUUCAGGCACCAAUCCAGAAGUUCGCUGACAAGUUGUCAAGUUAUUUUGUUCCCACUGUUAUCUUCAUCUCCAUAACAACUUGGGUGGUAUGGCUAAUUAUCGGUUUUCAUGACAUCACCUUACUCCGGAAAACCUACAAUGUAAGUGUCUCAAGUGUCGGUUGGUAUACAUGAAGUGGUUUGCCAUGAAAGUCGCGUGAUAUUAUUCUAGCCAACCACGGCAGACGUGGACAAUCCAGUGAGCCAAUGAGAACUCGAAGCAAAUAUAGCCUGUUUUAAGCGCGGGAAAGUGGCCUGCGACACAAGUCACGAUGUCUCUUUGGUUUACCCUGAUUCGUUAAAAAAUCAUAAUCAAGCGCUGCGCUUGAGGAAGCACUCUAUAGAAAAGGAGAAUUAUUUUGUCAAAUACCGCACAGCCCUCAACGCCAAUGCAGUGCCUAUUCGAGAAGUAUAGAAGUAAAAUUGUAAAACUAUUUACGUAAUUGCGAUGUCGUCAAGAACGGUAGUACUGUAUAAUAUUGAAUUUUGUUCAGUGCUAUUGUUGUUCGGAUAUAUUGCCCUUUUUACUGGCUCCAUAUUUACUUUAUGUUGAGCGCCAUCCUUAAAUAUGUUCUUCAAAAUAGAUGUAACCUAUAUGAUAAAUCUCCCUAUUCUUAGCUAAUAUGUAGGUCGUGCAGGGUAUCAAUUUUAAUUUCAAAUUUUGUCCUUUUACUUAAUUUCUUCCUUAUUAUUACCCCCGCCUCGUAAGCUAACUGGGGUUUCGUGAAAUUAUAUUUCCCCUGUGAUGUCCUGCGGUUUUCUAAUACAACCGGUAUUCUGCAAACAAAAAACUAUGUGGUUUAUUGGCGUUGAAGAAGAGCAAGAGACGAGUGCACCCCCUCCUAAAAAAAAAUCCUGGAUCCGUCCCUGAAAUGUUUCCUUUCUCCUUUUCAGUCUACCUUUAUUCCUUGUAAUCUGUUUGAUGUGUUGAAUAAUUAUCGCGUACUAAAGUGAAGUAAAGUACUAAAAUUGUUUGACUGAUCUCCGACGCGCUUUUUCAUGACAAUGCCAUAUUGCUUUAGGUUUUAACAGCGCGGAAAAAAGUCCAUGGUAAUCAUUAUUAUUCACAUCUUAAUACGAUUUUUUGUUUUUGUUUUAUACUUUCACAGGCUAAAGAUGAUAACAGAGUGGAGUUUGUAUUUGCCUUUGCCUUCCAGAUUGGUAUCACUGUGCUGGCUAUUGCUUGCCCAUGCGCUCUUGGUCUGGCAACUCCAACAGCUGUAAUGGUGGGUACUGGAAUAGGAGCACAGAAUGGGAUAUUAAUCAAAGGAGGUGAACCACUGGAGACUGCACACAAGGUAAUAAAAUGGUUUCAUCAGUUUAUCAUGAAAUGUUCUGUGACAGGCCAAGAUUGUUGCUAGUUGUUGCAUCCGUCAGCACACCAAUGGAGACCUUUAGAUUCAAGGACUAGGACGAGAUUUGACUUGAAGUUUUUUCGCGUAUUCUCAAAAUAUAGACCCCCAGGAAAGCUUCAUUUUACCAUUUUCACUUAAAAAGUUAGCACUGUUAUCUUUAGUGAAGGAGGGUACGCCCUCUCCCGAUCCCAAAUGAUCUUGAUAACUUGUUUCCGCCACUUUGACAUUCUCGUAAGACUCGUAGUAGAGUGACGACGGCUACCACUUUUUCCCGCCAAAAUGACGCCGGUUCACGCGCGAGCACUACUUAGUAUUCUUAGUUUGCACGUGACAUCACCAAAAAUCAAACUAAGAAACUAUCGAUUCUUCUGAGUUUCUACUUUCACGAGGUAUUACAGUACCUAAACACCUUUAUAUAAACAAAUUUUUGGUUUGAAAGGGUUCUUCGUUUUUCGAGAGAGGACGCUUGAAUUUCCAGGCUUUUGAGUGACGCGGCAUUUAGCUGGCGGUCGGGAAAGCUCUUAUGUGGGUUAAAAACAUUACCGAUUGUGGGAGAUUUUGUUAUCUAAACAUUCCUUGUCUCAGAAUAAAUAUUACUUUAAUCUUUAUGAAUUCCUCAAGGGAAGAAUUCAUGCGUUAGUAGGAAAACUCGAAAACAGAUGUUUCUGUUGGUAUCCGGCGGCCAUAUUGGUGUCCCUGAAAGGGACAGCAACAUGGCGUUUCCAUAAAAAGCUUUAUAAAUUUAGGUAAACAGUUUUUCGGAAUAUCUCGCGUUUGAAAUAUUGCACAGACUUGAUUCUUGGCAAGGCUUUUUGUAUAUUUAUCUUCCUUCAUUUCCCAGAUUCUAGACCUUCUGUCUUGAACGGUUUGCAUUUGUAUUUUUUAUUGCGUGACAGUGCAAACCCGAGAAUUGAGGAAAUCUCGUACUCGUUGUCGUACUCGUCUUAAAGCUCUCUACUUCCAGCACGGACGCAAGAACUCUCAACAGUGUGGCCCAACAGUGUUGGGAGUUGUUGCGGCCGUUUGCACGCAGCUUGAGUAACCAUAGGUUGCCGUUUAAUUUGCUGUUAAACAAUAGAACCAGUGCUGUUCGAGCUUUAAAUUUCAUAAGCUUCACCAUCUUUUCGCAUUUUCAGGUAAAUACUGUAGUCUUCGACAAGACGGGCACCUUAACCCACGGAUCUCCUGUAGUUGUGAAGACGGCCUUGUUUGUGAAACCAGCUCAGUGUAGCUUGGAAAUGCUGUUGGCUGUAACAGGCACUGCUGAGAAUCACAGUGAACAUCCUAUUGGUUUGGCCAUUACUAAUUAUGCAAAGCAGGUGGGUUUACCCUUUACCUCCUGGGCACAAAACUCAAUUUAGAAAAUGUUUUCACUUUUUUUUUUUCUUUUAAAAUGCUGAGAAACAAACAGUACCAUUCAACGGUACUUCCAAAGAGUUUUCACAUGAAUGGCAACAUCAUAGGAUCUUGUUCACAGACGCAAAUGUUAGAACCACAUGAACAAAUAGUACCAUGUGAAAGUUCUGUUGAAUGGUCACACAGUAGCAUUUCAUCCACAGACUCAAAAUUUAGAACUACAUGCUAAAUAAUACCGAGAUUAUGAAUUCAAACCGUUGUCUUGAGGUUUCGUUUGGUAAAAAUGUUUUUCUGGCUUUACGAGGCAAACUAAAAAGGUAUCUUUCCCCAAAAACUUUUAGUUGGUUCUGUUUACUUCAAAGCACGUGUUUGAUUGAUCAUGUUUUGGAAUAGGAAUCUCAUGAAAUGUUGUUACAAACCCCUCAAACCAACAUUCCACUGGAAUGUCCGUACAUCUUGAUAUUGUGUGUCCACAUUUGCCCACAUCUGGGUAGUGACCAGGGGCGGAUCUAGGGGGAGGGUGCAGGGGGUGCGCACCCCCCCCCCCCCCUGAGAUGACCAGCGGUUUUCUAAUACAACUGGCAUUCUGCCAAAAAAAAAUGAACUAUGUGGUUUAUUGGUGUUGAAGUAGAGUAGGAGACGAGUGCACCCCCUCCUAAAAAAAAUCGUGGAUCCGCCCCUGGUGACACGUGAUCAGUUUGGAAUUUCUGCGCUCGUUCCUCAAACGUUAUUUCGCUGGGAAAGCACUGGUGGCGUCGCAAAAUGUCGGCUGUUUUCUCAGCCUAUGUGUCAACCAGGGCUGGUAAUUUGACGGUGCAAUAAACCCUUUUUAUAAGACGGUAUUUUUAUUGUUAUUCCAGAAUACCGUCAUUAGCUUACCUAACUAUUGUUAAAUAACGUUUGAUAUCUGUUCAUACAGUCGAAGCUCUCCUUGCGAGCACCCUCGUAAGCCACCACCUUUGUGAAACCCCGUUUGAACUGUAACUUAAACUUUAUAAUGAAAAGCUCCCGACUGCUCCUCUAAGCAACCGCGACCACUUUUGGGAUUACCCAAAUGGACUUUGCCUUUGUUUUGAAGCUCUCGUAAGCGACCACUUAGACCCGAUAAAACAGGAACUGAUGUAGUUCAACUCAUUCUUGCACUAAUAUUUAGAUCUGGGGUAAUUUUGGUGUAAAAAAUCGGGCGUAAAUUUUUGCCGUGUCUAUAUCAGAUAUGAAGACACUCAUAAAACAUUAAAAAAUGUUGUUUUUUCUUUAUGAAUUAUUAGUGAGGUUUUGAAGCUCUUGUAAGCGACCACCCUUUAUUGUUUUACCGUGCUGUCGCUUACGAGGGCUCAUUCUUGUAAGCGACCAGCACCAGCUCUAGUUACGACCACUUUUUUGAAUUUCCGAGUUGGUCGCUUACCAGAGCUUCAUGUCGUGAACUGUAUUUCCUAUUAACAGGAGCUCCAUACUGACGUUUUGGGCCAGUGUGCCGAGUUCAAAGCUGUUCCUGGGUACGGGUUAACCUGCAAGGUCAGCGGUAUAGAGGAGUUAAUCAAACCUAAAUCUGUUACGGACAAAAACAAGAAAAACCUGGCAGUCAACAUUGGUGGAGCAGUGAUUGAUGAAAGCUCAGAUAUUCACACUACGUCAGCGAUUAGUGGAAAUGACAAUGGUGAGUUUAUUUUAGAAGUAGGAUCACAGCGGAAGUGAUCGAAUGUGGACAAAAAAGGUCAAAUCUUCCAAAUAUCCCUGCGGCUAACACGAGAUUCGAAAAAAUCCCCUGAAUCAAAAAUUCCCCAUCCCCUCCCCCCCCCCCGCCUUCAUUGCAAUUUUUACCAUGAAUUUUGUCAUCCAGGGGUUUCCUCCCCAUAAAAUAUUUGCAGAAACGUCUUCCUCCCCUUUUCAAAAUGUCGCGAAACCCCCUGAAAAUAGCCUUCACUGUGGUCAAAAUGUUAAAACAAAGCGUGACCCACAGGUCAUUUUUCCCUAAAACACAAAGAAAUUCCUUUGACUGUUCUACAUGAAACAGGGGUCCGAUCUCCCAAUCUAUGAUCGCACCAAUACAUCAGUUGACAAAUUACUGCCGGAUCUAGAGAAUGUUGUCCACUGCACUAGUGCCAACACCACAGGGCACCCACACAAAUUGUGUAACUGUUGUAAAGUUUGAAUUUAGAGGAAAUGUAUGGGAAUAUCGAAAAAGUUUCAUAUUAUCGUGAUCGGUGAAUUCUUAUGUAUAAGAUUAAAAUGAACAUCUUUUUACCUGAAAUGUUUAGCAUUGUCGUUUUUGCAGCUGAAAACGACGAAUUAUAACGAUUUGAAGGAUUUUACAUUCGUCGUUUCCCUGACCGUAUCAACGAAUGUAUAACCCUUAACCUUGGUAGUUCCGUUUCAGGGUAUGUUAAUGUUGCGUCUUCUGUCACGCUUAUCCGCAAGUUUGUAAAGACGUAAUCUCUUUUUUUUUGGCUGAAUUUUUAUCGAAAUGUAGUAAAUGAACCUUAAUUUUGCAGCUGAAAGUUUGUUAAAGAGCCAAGUUGAAGGCGCCGAACCAUGGAGUUACCAUGUGGUAAUCGGUAAUAGAGAUUGGAUGCAACAGAAUGGCUUGGAAGUCACUGACGAGAUGGAAGAAGCCAUGCAAGAGCAUGAAGAAAAAGGACAUACUGCUGUACUGGUGGGCAUCAACGGUAAGCAGUGAACAUAGCAGAAACAUGCGCUGCGGUGGAAGUGACGCUUGAACCAGGUCCUUAGUAUCCUGGUCCUGGCCUCAAUUAAAACUUCCGUUUUCUUUAAUGUUCUCACUAGUGCACCUCAUUUCUGGUUUUAAAAUGAUGACGUCAAAGCGCAUGUUUUCCAGGAAGUGGACAUCGCUUAACAUCCACCCUAGGUGACAGUUUAGUUGAAGCUACUGAGCAAGUAGUUUCCUUUCGUACUGUUUUUUUACUCUGCUAGAAGCUAGAUGAAAAAGAUGGAAAAGCUAGAUUUAUUCUCAUCGUUCAAAUAAAAGCUACUAAGAAGAGCUUUCAAUCCUUUGGCGAUGUUUCUUGCGCAUACGCUGAAUAAAGUGGUUCGUUUUUUUCAAGGGUCGGACUUAGGCCUGUUUACAUGGAGGUGUGGGACCCUAGGUAAGAGAGGUAACACGCCUAGGUGAGGUAACGCGCCUGUCCAUAUAAUCUCUUAUUUAAAUUUGAUCACGUUUGCAUGAUAGGUGGAGUGACCAUUUUAGAGAUUUUAUGGACAGGCGGGUCACCCCACCUAAGUGGGUUACCUCACCUACCUUGAGUAGCCCACCUCUAUGUAAAUAGGCCCUAAGAUCCUACAGUGCAACCAUUCAAAUAAAAGUUAUUAAAAUUAUUUUUAUUAUUAUGCUUUACAAGUUGGUGCUGACUUUUUCAAUUCCGAGACUGUGAAUCAAGUUUUUCUCUGGAACCUAUAAAAAAAUAUAAAAGCUGCCGAGCAUAACUUUGCUUUAGUGUUUUUAGUUAAGGGAGUGAACACUGUAUAACGUAAUGAUGCUUCUUCUUGUAGGGUCACUUGUGGCUAUGAUGGCUGUAGCAGACACAGUUAAACACGAGGCGCAAGCUACAGUAGCUACUCUCAAGAGGAUGGGAAUUAGGGUUGUGUUGCUCACCGGCGAUAACAAGAAGACUGCUUUCGCUAUCGCCAAACAGGUAACUUAGAUGGACAUAAAAUACAGCCUUAACCUUUUUAGUGUGUGGACAAGGUGCUACCGUGUAACCAUUCAAAUGAACCCAUUCAGCAGCCAUGGAGUAUGUAUAUCCUGCCGAUAGUAACAACAAAACAUUUUAUUUUGCCAACUUAAAAAACGUUUGCAAAGAACAGCAUAAAUUAAAAUAGAUCAGGCGAAAAAAACUACUCAGAAUAGCAAAAAGAACUAAAAGAGCUGAAUAGUUACAAUAGAUACGGAUUGAAACUUGAAAAAGUUGUGCAAACAUUUUCAAGAAAAUACUGUGGUUAGAACUCCCUGAUGAGAUUGGAUUGCUCUCUUCUUCAUAACUUUACAGGCCGGAGCAUUUUGUGUGUGGGUAAAGGUAUUAAGCAGUGACUUUAACACAGCAAUAUCCUCGUGACUUAUUAGCCCCUUCAAUGGGCGUCAUCCUUUAAAACUGUGAAGGAGCUCAAGGAACUCUUUAGUUUAAAAGCAUUUCAUAUUAGUCGUAGAACUGAAGUGGAACAUUGUGCUCUAGAGGAAUUCGAAGUGCGUGAGGCGUGUCAGCCUCCCAUCCAUUCUUUUCGUCGUGCCGGAGUGGUUAUUUCUGGGUCGAAGUAGCCUCUUCAUGGCGCCAUAAUGAGAAUGCCUGAAACAAUAAUACAUAAUAAGAUCUACUCUCAUGGGCACCCUGUGGCUAGUGCGUCUCACCCGAUCUGUUUCCUACCCACAGGUUGGCAUACAGCAAGUUUUUGCUGAGGUUCUUCCCUCGCACAAAGUAGAAAAGAUUCGUUCCCUUCAAGACCGAGGUUUUAUUGUUGCCAUGGUUGGAGAUGGAGUGAAUGACUCACCAGCGCUGGCUCAAGCUCACGUGGGAAUUGCCAUCGGUACCGGAACAGAUGUGGCUGUAGAGGCUGCUGAUGUCGUGUUAAUCAAGGUAAGAUAGUGAUCAACAUCUUUUUCUCCUUAUAACAAACAGGAACACCCUUUCUUAGUUCUUAAGCCCUGGCUAAUCGAUCAAACAUUUUCGUCCAUCUUUGUCCCACGCUCGUGACAUGCUGAUUAAUUCAUGUUCACGUUUGUUUCAUGCACCGAGCUUAAAAUUUACCAUCUUUCAUUCUUUCACUACACAGUACGACAUCGACAUUGCUGAUCCUUGCAGUAUGCAGGACGCGUGUCAAAUAUGAGCGUAGUAUAUGGCCUCGCUCUCCAUGAGUUCUCCGUAGCUCAGGUGGAUAGAACGCCCACCUGGUGUUUGGGAGGUCAUAGGUUCGAAUCCUGUCGGGGACUCAGAUUUUUUCUUCUUCUUACGCUCGGGACAUGCUGGUUAAUUCAUUUUCACAUUUGUUUCACCGAGCUUAAAAUUUACCAUCUUUCAUUCUUUCAUUAAUUUUCUCGUUUCCACCAUGGGUCGUAUUACGGACUCACAAUUGGCCUGCCCUCUCUCCAGUUGGCUUGAAUAGCUCAUUUCGUUUAGAGCGUUAUGUCGGCAUCCGCAAAGACAAGGCUUCGAUUCCCGGUCAAACCUCAAACCUUUCUUUUGUUCUUAAGGUUCUUUUUCAACCGCCUAGGUUGUUCAUUUAACCGCGAUGAUCACUUCAAAUUUCAUAUCUUGGUCGCACUUUCCACAUGAUUUAUUUCGUUUAUUUAAGCAAUAUAGAAUAGAAUACAUUUAGACCGAGAGUCCGCGGGCUAUAGUGCAUUAACAGUUCUUGGGACCUUUCUAAAACCAUCUGGGACUAGAAAUGGGUCGACUAUCAUCCAUACAGAAAUCGAGCUGUACUGUUUAUCAAAUGUGCACGUGACAAUCGCGAAAGUUAAUAUGGGAUAUGAUCAAUACACUGUUUCUGGCAGCACUGUAGCUGUCGAACUUACUUUUGUUGCUUUCCUAUAUCACUUGCAAACACUCGUCCAUGGCCUCUCGUGCCAUUCUUUGAAAUUUUUUUGAAGAACGGUGUACUUAAAACCACCCACAAUACCUUUCGGGAUUGUCGCUUUCGACAACCUUUCUCGAACAGUAUAUACACUCAACUGUGUCUUAACAGACACUUCUGUAAAAGGGACACCUAGAGUUGGUCCCUGCCUUUCUUUAAUCCCUUUAUUUGACUCUGUGUAAGACGGACAUCUAGUGCUGGUCCUAAAGGUGUUCGUCUUAGAGAGAGUUGACUAUAUACAUUAUUUAGUAAAAUCCAACCAGUGGUCUAUUAUCAAUGCUGCGUUCAGAUUAGUUGAGCUACUACUAGGCUAUAUGUUAUAGCCCACUGGCAGAGAAAAGCGCCGGCUUCGAAAACCAGAACAAUGGCGGCUGAAUUGCGCUUUGCUAGCUAAAGUUUUGUCUCGAUGUUUUUGACCAACUAGUUGGAUUUUACUAAAACAAUUGUUCCUCUCGCCCUCUUGGCCUCUGAAAAAGGAUCAGAUACCUUCGGCCUCAUGGGCUACUGACUCAAAGCCCAUUGGGGCUCGAGGAAUAAUGGUUAAAUAUCUUAUGUAUUUUCCCUUUCGACAUUGAUAUCGUACUUGUUUGUUCUUAGAGUGAUCUUAUGGACGUCGCUGUGGCAAUUGACCUUUCUCGAGUAACAGUCCGAAGAAUUUACAUCAACUUCUUGUUCGCUCUUAUCUACAACAUGAUUGGCAUUCCAUUGGCAGCUGGAGCGUUUGAGCCUUUCGGCGUGGUGAUGAAGCCGUGGAUGGCUAGUAUUGCAAUGGCCGCUUCCUCUGUGUCUGUUGUUGGUUCCUCACUCAUGCUUAAACUGUAAGUUAAAGUGUCAAAGUGUUGUGCAUAAGAAUCAGUAGCCUGCGAGCAAGCUCUCAAAUUAUGGUGGGCGAAACGAGCCGCAGGAAGCGGAGGAAUUUAUUGUUGCAAGCUCUCCCUUUCUUUAAAAUAAAUCACAAUUUUGUGAUGCGAAACUAGCCAAAAGUGCUAAUUAUGCUUUUUUUAAAAAAGUAGGUGAAAAUUAUGCUCGUGACGACCAAUUAUGCCGAAAAAAAAUAUUAUGCUAGCCCAAUCUAUCAAAGCUACUCAGUUCUUUGGUCCUUGCCGUUGUGACAGUGCUAUGGGCUUCCCCGCGUUUUGGGCAUCCCCAUUCCCAAAACCCUAGUGAUAGGGGCAUCCCCUGUAACCCUAACCAUAACCCAAAUCGCGAAGGUAAUAUGAGAGGGGAUGUCCAUAUUACUGCAAGAACACACCGGAAAAACAGCUAUUUCUGUCUGUUGCGUUAUACUACACUGUCAGAAAUAUCAUGAUCUGUCGUGGGAUACAAACAGCCCAUGCAAGUUUGAGAGAUCUAUUCGACCGGCAAGGUGAUUUUACUAAUAUAGAUCGAGAAAUCGAUCACCUAGGCGCUUGCAAAGUACACUGACUAUAUACAUCCUUUUAUCUCUUUCUUUACUAAAAGGUACAAAAAGCCUGAUCCAUAUGAUGGAGACCUGGGCUCCAGGAAUCCAUUCACCGGUUACACGAUGCUGAACACGGCUGCUCCAAAUGACUCAUCCGACAGCCAAUCUGAUGGCUUCUUUAACAGAGUAUACAGAAAACGAUCUCGAUCCAGCUCCAACCCAGUGGAGGCAAAGAAAAUAACCUUCUACGGCGAGGACGCCUAGCUUGAUUGUGUAGAUUUCAGUUUUAAGUAAAGAAACAAAAUUAAGACGUGAGAAAUGAAUCUGGAAUAUAAAUUGUAGAAGACAUUAGUUCUUUUGCGGAAAUUGAAAGCUUAGUCUUUUUAAAUGUAGAGUUUUUUCGAGGCAUAUCACGACAUUCCCGUAUUUCGUUGACGAAAAAGAGAACAUCUGGGUGCCUUUUUUUGGAGUUGGUAAGGGAAUAGGUCGCCCCGCCUGUGCAAUAAGAGAGAAGACAAAGAAUUCUUCGCAUGGUAAUGUUCAGUAAAUAAAUAGUUUUGGGCUAUUGAUUUUGAGGUAGAUAGGUUUUUCUAACAUUUGUGAAAUAGAUUUUCUAGGUGGAAUUAUUUCACUUUGGUUCAUGGAGGAAGUUGGUCCAUGAUAUUCAAUUUUUUUUUAAUGUUAUCUUUUUUCUGAAAUGAUUUGUCGUUAUGUAUCCUAGAAUUAAGAAAAGUAACAUGCGACGAGAGUGAAGUGCUGUAACAUACCUCAAAGACGUUAAAACAAACAAGUUAAAGUUCCCGUUUACAGCAGAGAAAGUAGUCUGAGCAGACAGGGACGCGACGCCACCAAAGAUUGUCGUCAUUUUGCUUGGAAGCCAGUGGUGGCGUCUCGAAAUUUCGGUUGUUUUGUCAAGCUAUUAUAUAGUUUGAGAAUAUAUAUUAGAAGAAUAAGAAAAUUUAUAUUUGCGGUUGCUGAUGUAUUUACGUAAAAUUUGUAUCCGCUGGCCUGUCAGGUUGGCGAUAGUCUCUAAUAGUCGCUGUUAUUACAAUUGAGACAGCGGUAAAAAAUCCCUUUGUUUAUAGACGCAUGCAAACGAGGUUAGUCUGUUAAUAGAUUAGAGCCUUCCACGUGACGUCACGGUCGCCAUAUCUGGGUUCUAAAACAAUGAAACUGGAGCCAUGUUCCAACUCAAUCCUGUUUUCUUGUGUAAAAGCUUCAUUUGCUCUAAGAAAUUUGCAUUGAUGUUGGCCACGUGAGUGAAAACGCGUGUAUAGACUAACCUUUACGCUUUUUUCCAUGGCAAAACUGCUGGUAUCUGUAAUAGCAGUUAUUUUGUGAUUACUUAACGUAGGUUUUGCAUUGCUGCGCUUUUGUGAUAU
This is a messenger RNA of Porites lobata, 32896 nucleotides long. The record is from the annotation of a GenBank genome assembly. Lineage: Eukaryota; Metazoa; Cnidaria; Anthozoa; Scleractinia; Poritidae.